CGAGGGCGCAGUGGCUGCGGCCUGAGGACGGGACCAUGAGGGGGACACGGCCGCUGCUGCUGCUGCUGCUGCUGGCGGCCUGUGGUGGCCAAUUCGGGGGGGCCCUGCAAUGCUACACCUGUCACGAGCCCACUGCUGUGUCCAGCUGCGUCACCAUCGCCACCUGCAGUGGGAACGAAACCAUGUGCAAGACCACCCUCUACUCCCUGGAGAUAGUGUACCCCUUCCUGGGGGACUCCACGGUGACCAAGUCCUGCGCCAGCAAGUGCGUGCCCUCGGACGUGGACGGCAUCGGCCAGACGCGGCCCGUGUCCUGCUGUAACAGUGAGCUGUGCAACGUGGACGGGGCGCCCACCCUGCAGCGCCACCGUGGCCUGGCCGUCGUGCUGGCGCUCCUCCUGCUCUGGAGCCUUGGGUCCUAGAGCCCCACCCCACCCCUGCAAGCCAGCCCCACUGCCC
This is a messenger RNA of Suricata suricatta (meerkat), 459 nucleotides long. RefSeq names its product LY6/PLAUR domain containing 2 (gene LYPD2). The transcript is spliced from 3 exons. Bases 36 to 422 code for a protein of 128 amino acids. The record is from RefSeq and is a predicted model, not a curated record. Gene Ontology annotation, molecular function: acetylcholine receptor inhibitor activity. NCBI's taxonomy places the organism in Eukaryota, Metazoa, Chordata, Mammalia, Carnivora, Herpestidae.